This is a messenger RNA of Diospyros lotus (date-plum), 2630 nucleotides long. Its product is annotated as DEAD-box ATP-dependent RNA helicase 21. Gene Ontology annotation, cellular component: catalytic step 2 spliceosome. Gene Ontology annotation, molecular function: RNA helicase activity; RNA binding; ATP binding. The record is from RefSeq and is a predicted model, not a curated record. Gene Ontology annotation, biological process: mRNA splicing, via spliceosome. NCBI's taxonomy places the organism in Eukaryota, Viridiplantae, Streptophyta, Magnoliopsida, Ericales, Ebenaceae. The transcript has a single exon. Bases 189 to 2354 code for a protein of 721 amino acids.
AUUCGGCCCGGCCCGCCAUUUCCCAUCUCUAGGUUCACCCCCAAUCCUCGACCAUGUAUCAGUAGCUGCGAACAGCGCAUCCAAACCCUACAGUCGGAGAUUUCUGGAGGAGCAAACCAUCCUUUUACUCGACAUCACACGGUCGCCGCCUCUCAGAACGCUCUUUGUCUCUACGCUCAGAAAACGGCAUGAGCAAAACCCUAGGUGAAGCCGGAGGAAGCGGCGGCGCCGCUGCCGUCGCAGCAACCAACGAUGUGAAGAAACCGGUGUUCCUUACCAAAGCUCAGAGGGAGCAGCUAGCCAUCCAACGUCGCGAGGAAGAAAUCGCCGAGCAGAAGCGCCGUGCCGAACAACUACUACUCCUCCAUAACCCUAACCGCCCUUCCUCCGAUUCCAAAGCCUCCUCUUCUUCCGAUCUGCUGCCCCAUGACUCUUCGACCGGCCGCCAGCACUACCGUUCCUCCCGCGACCGCCAUUAUGAUCGUGACCGUGACCGUGAUCGCGACCGGGAUCGAGAUCGGGAACGCGAUUCCGAGCGGCGUAACCGUGAGCGGGAGCGCGAGGAGGAACAAAAGGCUCGGGAGAGAGCCCGAUUGGAGAAGCUAGCGGAGCGGGAGCGAGAGAAAGAGCUUGACGCCAUCAAAGAGCAGUACCUGGGCGGCAAAAAACCUAAGAAACGGGUCAUCAAGCCGAGCGAGAAGUUUCGGUUCUCUUUUGACUGGGAAAACACCGAGGACACUUCCCGCGACAUGAAUUCCCUCUACCAAAAUCCUCACGAGGCUCGCUUGCUAUUUGGCCGGGGCUUUCGCGCUGGCAUGGAUCGCCGUGAGCAAAAGAAGCUCGCAGCAAAGAAUGAGAAGGAUCUCAGAGAGGAAAUUCGCAAGAAGGAUGGCAUUGAGGAGAAGCCUGAAGAGGCAGCCGCCCAGAGACUCAAGGAAGAGGCCGCUGAUUUGUACGACACUUUCGACAUGAGGGUCGAUCGCCACUGGUCCGAGAAGAAGCUCGAAGAGAUGACUGAGAGAGAUUGGAGGAUUUUCAGAGAAGAUUUCAACAUAUCCUACAAGGGAUCCAAGAUUCCUCGGCCUAUGAGGAGCUGGGUUGAGAGUAGGUUGAGUACUGAGCUGUUGAAGGCUGUGGAGAGGGCAGGCUACAAAACUCCAUCACCAAUUCAGAUGGCUGCUAUUCCACUCGGUCUGCAACAGCGCGAUGUCAUUGGUGUUGCUGAGACUGGUUCUGGUAAGACUGCUGCCUUUGUUCUUCCCAUGUUGACUUAUAUAACUAGGCUCCCUCCUAUUAGCGAAGAGAAUGAGGCGGAAGGGCCUUAUGCUGUGGUUUUGGCUCCCACUCGAGAACUUGCACAGCAGAUUGAGGAUGAGACAGUCAAGUUUGCCCAUUAUUUGGGGAUCAAAGUAGUUUCAAUUGUUGGUGGGCAAUCAAUCGAAGAGCAAGGGUUCAGGAUUAGGCAGGGGUGUGAGGUAGUGAUUGCCACACCUGGAAGACUUAUUGACUGCUUAGAAAGGCGUUAUGCUGUUCUGAAUCAGUGCAAUUAUGUCGUCCUUGAUGAGGCUGAUCGCAUGAUAGAUAUGGGUUUUGAGCCUCAAGUUGUGGGUGUCUUGGAUGCAAUGCCUUCAAGCAAUUUGAAACCGGAGAACGAAGAUGAAGAGCUUGAUGACAAAAAGAUUUACAGGACAACUUAUAUGUUCAGUGCUACAAUGCCUCCAGCUGUAGAGCGACUUGCUAGAAAGUACCUGAGAAACCCGGUGGUUGUCACAAUUGGUACUGCUGGAAAGACAACUGACUUGAUCAGCCAGCACGUGAUCAUGAUGAAGGAGUCAGAGAAGUUGUAUAGGUUGCAGAAACAGCUUGAUGAACUUGGAGAUAAGACAGCUAUUGUGUUUAUAAACACCAAGAAGUCUGCUGAUUUCCUUGCCAAAGCUUUGGAUAAAUCUGGGUAUAGAGUAACUACUUUGCAUGGUGGGAAGUCACAGGAGCAGAGAGAAAUUAGUCUUGAAGGUUUCAGGACUAAGAGAUACAAUGUAUUGGUUGCAACAGAUGUAGCAGGACGUGGGAUUGAUAUUCCUGACGUGGCCCAUGUAAUCAAUUAUGAUAUGCCUGGGAAUAUUGAAAUGUACACUCAUCGCAUUGGAAGAACUGGUCGUGCAGGAAAAUCAGGUAUUGCGACAACAUUCUUGACUUUACAUGACACAGAUGUCUUCUACGAUCUCAAGCAGAUGCUUAUUCAGAGUAAUAGUCCUGUGCCUCCUGAAUUGGCUAGACACGAGGCUUCAAAAUUCAAGCCAGGAAGCAUUCCUGACAGACCACCUAGGCGGAAUGAUACAGUGUUUGCUCAUUGAAGCAUUGGUGAACUUUGCGAUAUUAUAGUUAGGAGAUAAAGAUUUUGAUUGCUGCUACAGACAAGGAUCUCAAUCUGAUUUGAAGUAUUUGGUUAUGAGUUCGAAAUGUUAAAUAUAGUCUUGACAGUGUGAUUUUGAUCUAUUUUGUCACUCCGCCAUAUCAUUAGUAACUGUCAACUGGGGGGGUCUUUCAAAUUGUAUUAGUUAAGGGUUUAGCUGUAAUUUCUGUCUGGACUUUUCCUUACUGUACAAUUCAAGUCUAUAUUUGCUGACUCA